Phytophthora sojae is the source of this 744-nucleotide messenger RNA. RefSeq lists its product as hypothetical. NCBI's taxonomy places the organism in Eukaryota, Oomycota, Peronosporomycetes, Peronosporales, Peronosporaceae. The record is from RefSeq and is a predicted model, not a curated record. The transcript has a single exon. The coding region runs from base 1 to 744 and encodes 247 amino acids.
AUGUAUAACGAACUUAUCAUCUCGAGCUGUGUUCCUGCCCAUAAAUUACGAAAGGCUGCCAAUACUGGUAAGCUAUCCCUUACAGCAGCAGAGCUACAAGGGUCAGGAGCUAAGAUCCAUAUACAUCCUGAAUCGCAUGAGAAAGCUCUCAAAGCUAAGAAGGCCGGACGUGGAGUUCGACUCCACAUAACUAAGCAUGAAAUCAAAAAGGGCUACAAGCGAGCUCAGGGUGGAUCUAUUUGGUCAAAACUUUGGCAUGGAAUUAAAUCUGGAUUUAAGUUCGCUAAGGAUAGUGGGUUGCUAUCGAAGGCAGCUGACGUAGCUGUUCCAGCUGUUGCUACUGCAUUUGGUGCUCCUGAAGCUGGGAUUGCAGCCAGAGCUGGUCUUAAAUCGCUUACUGGAGUAGGAUUGGACGGUUAUGAGAGCGAUGAAGAAGGAGGACAUAUCAGUUUCUCAGAUGUAAAACGACAUGCAGGCAAUGCUCUUCGCUAUGCUAAGAAAAGAGGAAUCAUCACUGAUCUAAUCGACGAAGGUGAGAAAUAUCUUGUCAGCAAGUCUGAUCGACCAGAGCAUCACGAAAUGAUUCAUAGUGUCCGUAGAGGUAUCAAAACCCGUUUCGGUGUAGGUGUACCUGGCAAGCGUCGUAAGGCCAAAUUCGCAAAGGGCUCUCCUGAAGCAAAGGCUCAUAUGGCUAAGCUUCGUGCUAUGCGUAAGAACAAGGACGGGGGAUCUUUCACAAUGUAA